CCAAAAAUAGAGAGAAGCAUCAAAUCUCAACAUAACGGCGAUGUUAACGCCGUCAUAUUGACAUCUGUUUAAACUCCCGAGGCAAAAUCGUAUGAUCGCUUACGCAUUUCACCUACCCAAUUGUCUUCCCACAGGUGAGGAUCCAAAACCUCAAUCUGUUCGUCGGAGAGAUGGGUGUCGAUUUGGAAUCGGUAUCGGAAGCAACCUCCGGAGCCAUUGGGUCGCUUCUGAGUACAACGAUCUUAUAUCCUCUUGAUACAUGUAAAUCAAAGUUCCAAGCCGAGGUUCGAGCUCGAGGUCAGCAAAAAUACAGAUAUCUUUCAGAUGUUAUGUGGGAAGCAAUUUCUAAAGGACAAGUCUUGUCACUGUAUCAAGGCCUUGGAACUAAGAAUUUUCAGUCUUUCAUUUCUCAGUUCAUCUACUUUUAUAGCUAUAGCUAUUUCAAGAGAGUUCAUAGUGAAAGGACUGGUUCUAAAUCAAUUGGAACUAAGGCAAACUUGCUCAUUGCUGCUGCUGCUGGGGCUUGUACUUCUGUCUUGAUUCAGCCUCUGGAUACAGCUUCAUCAAGGAUGCAAACUAGUGAGUUUGGGGAAUCAAAAGGGUUGUGGAAGACCUUAACAGAGGGUACAUGGGGAGAUGCAUUUGAUGGCCUAGUGAUCUCUCUCUUAUUGACAUCAAAUCCUGCAAUUCAGUAUACAGUGUUUGAUCAGCUGAAACAGCAUCUUCUUAAGCAGAAAAACGCAAAAGCAGAGAAUGGUUCUUCUCCGGUAGUGCUCUCUGCCUUUAUGGCGUUUGUGUUAGGUGCGGUCUCCAAAAGUGUUGCCACCGUGCUCACAUAUCCAGCAAUCAGGUGCAAGGUGAUGAUUCAAGCUGCGGAUGAGUCGAAGGAAAACGAAACUAAGAAGCCCAGAAGAAGAACAAGGAAAACAAUUCCAGGGGUUGUCUAUGCCAUAUGGAGAAAAGAAGGGAUGUUAGGGUUCUUUAAGGGCUUACAGGCUCAGAUCUUGAAGACUGUUCUGAGCUCAGCAUUGCUGUUGAUGAUCAAGGAGAAAAUCACCGCAACGACAUGGAUUCUCAUUCUAGCUAUCCGUAGAACUCUGUUUCUCACAAACACAAAGGGUAAGUUGAAAAGUCCUUGAGACUCUGAAAAUCUGUUUGCCACCACCAAGGUUAUUUCACUUCCAUGUAAUUAGAUGAUGAAUGUGUGUAAUAAAAGUGAGAUAUCUUUGCGUAGAAGAAUCAAAGAAAAUGAAUUAAUAUGAAACAUUUCUUAAGAAACUCAAAUUUAAAACAUUAUGGUA
Molecule: messenger RNA, 1301 nt
Organism: Arabidopsis lyrata subsp. lyrata
Lineage: Eukaryota; Viridiplantae; Streptophyta; Magnoliopsida; Brassicales; Brassicaceae
Product: peroxisomal adenine nucleotide carrier 1
Exons: 5
Coding region: 171-1139 (322 amino acids)
Biological process (GO): fatty acid beta-oxidation; ATP transport; ADP transport
Cellular component (GO): peroxisomal membrane
Molecular function (GO): ATP transmembrane transporter activity; ADP transmembrane transporter activity
Source: RefSeq, a predicted model, not a curated record